Molecule: messenger RNA, 1729 nt
Organism: Amphibalanus amphitrite
Lineage: Eukaryota; Metazoa; Arthropoda; Thecostraca; Balanomorpha; Balanidae
Product: NF-kappa-B inhibitor cactus-like
Exons: 6
Coding region: 86-1318 (410 amino acids)
Molecular function (GO): protein binding
Source: RefSeq, a predicted model, not a curated record
CGACAGUCGGCGGGCAGCAGUUGCAGUGUGAGAGGGCUGCUGGACGCGAUCUGAGCAGAACAGUGGUGACUAGCGAGUGGAUACCAUGUCGCACAGAGGUCGGAUGGUGGACAGCGGCGAGGGGCCGCUCCCCUCAGCCGUUAGUGACUGCGCCCCAGUGACCCGCGGCACGGCCGCGAGGCCGAGCCGCUUCUUCGCGAGCGCCAAGCAGCAGCCGUCGGAUCACAACAAGUCGCUGCUGGACAGCGGUCUCGACUCUGGCUUCCUGUCGCAGGGCUGCCUCUCGGAGGAGGGUCUGUCACAGCGCUCCCUGAGCAGCGGCCCGCUGGAGCCGGCCGCCCCGCGCUGUCCCAAGGAGGCGGCCGCCACCGCCGGCGAGUCGCGGCUCGACAGCGGCCUCGACCUGGCCGACCGGCUGACGGGAGAGCUCAGUCAGUUGGAGCUCGCCGAAAAGUCGGAGCUGAGCGAGAGCGAGCGCGAGCUGUGGCAGGAGCGUUAUGUAACCACCCUGCGAGAGGCCUUCCAGGGAGACGACGACGGCGACACACAUCUUCACCUGGCGAUCAUCUACGGCCUCCGGAAGGUGGCCAUCUGGCUAAUACGGCUUGUGCCCCACCCGAGCUUCCUCAACCUGAAGAACAGCUACCAACAGACGCCGCUCCACCUGGCGGCACUGACCGGUGACUCGGAGCUGGUGCGACACCUGCUGGUGGCCGGUGCUGACCCGACUCUGCGCGACCGGCACGGCAACACGCCUCUUCAUGUGGCCUGCGAGCGCGGCGACCGCGGCUGCGUGCUCAACCUGACCGAGCCGGUGACGGCCAACGAGAUGCGCCAGGCGGCGUGCCGCUACACCUGCCAGCCGAGGCCGCUGGCCUGCGCUCAGCUCGACGAAUGGAACUACCAAGGUCUGAGCUGCCUCCACCUCGCCGUUGCUUCCCGUGACCGUGAAAUCACGGCGCACCUCAUCAUUCACGGAUGCAACGUGAACAUCACGGAGGGUAAGAGCGGCCGCACCCCGCUCGUCCUCGCCAUUGAAAUGGGCGACAUCGAGAUGCUGCGCUUCCUGGUCGAGGCGGGCAAGGCCGAGGUGAACAUCCCCACGUACGGCGGUCUCAGCGGCUACCAGCUGGCGCUGCUCAACGGCAGGAGAGACGUGGCCGAGCUGCUGCUCCACCUGGGCGCGCAAGUGUCGCCACUGCCUGACUCCGAGAUGGACCUCUCAUCGUCCGACUCAGAGUCUGAGAGCCUGAUGAAGGGCGACGAUGUCUACAGCGAGCUGCGACUACGUGGCCAGCCCCUGGUGGCAGCCCAAUGAACUAGUGGAUCGUUCUGAAACCGGGGGGUCGGGGACGCGACGGGGUCAAUUCGGGAGGGACGGGGAGGGUAUGUCGUUUGGGCGCCACCAGUCGAUUUUGACUGGUGUAUUUAAAGAAGACUAGAAUGUGCGCUGGCGCUGGACCGCAUUGUUGAACGAUAUUGUCAUUGUCUCAUUGUAAAUAGUCAUCAUCACUUGUAAAUAAUUCAUGUUUGAUGUCAAACUUGUAGUGGGCUCUGUUACUUGUGGACAUGUCCCAUGUUAAUACAUGUUGUAUGUUAUUGGCUGUUUCUUGGAGGCCGAACUGAGGAAUCACACCACCACAUAAAUCUUGGGCCAGAAACAUGCCGAAAACUAGUGAAUCAGGACUCAUGAGCGUGGUAGAUUGGUGCUUCUAGUAGAAGCCAAAAC